AUGUCCUGCGAAGACCGUCCCGGUGCUGCUGCUUACGCGGACGACUUGAAGGCCUUUAGCAGCACCGUGGACGGCAUCAAGCGACAGCAUGCAGUGGUGCACGACUUCCUACGCUGGACUGGCAUGAAGGCUAACUCGCUGAAGUGCAGCACCAUGUCAGUCCAGCGAGAUGUGCGUGGUCUCCACCAGACCAGCGACCUCGGGCUGCAGCUGAACGGCACCCCGAUCCCCGCGCUCAGCGCCUCCGACUCUUACCAGUACUUGGGGAUCGGGGAUGGCUUCGACCAUGUGCGCCGUCGCGUCGAGCUGGGCCCAGCUAUCGCCCAGCUCAAGCAUGAUGCGACGGCACUGCUGCAGUCCGGGUUGGCGCCGUGGCAGGUGGUCAAGGCGGUCAAGGUGUACCUUUACCCGCGCGUCGAGUACGCCCUCCGGCACUUGCGACCGUUCGCACAGCAGCUGGAGGGCUUCGAUCGCCACCUUGUUCGCGGUCUCCGCCACCUGCUGCGGCUGCCGACUAGCGCUACGACAGCGUUUCUUUACGCUCCUGUUUCUCGUGGAGGUUUGGGGCUUCUGCCCUUGACGGAGCUGCACGGGGCACUUCAAGUGGCGCAUGGGUGGCAGAUGUUGCACUCUUCUGACCCUGCCACCCAGCGCAUUGCCCGCCAGCAGCUCCGUCAAAUUGCAGAGGCCCGCUACAAGUUGGAUGUCGUGCUGUGGAAGGACCGUGAGGAGGAACUGGGCGAGCUCCUUCUCAACAGUAAGCUGGGGGCGUCGGACCCAGCGCCGCCCAAGCGAAGGAAUGCGGACAUUGGGUCGCUGUGGUUCGACGUCCGGGGUCACCUUCACCGCUUCGGCCUCCAGUUUGAGAUGAUGCCAGCGGUGGAGGAGACGGGGACGCCGGCCAAGAGGUUGCAGCUUCGCGUGCCCCACCACGACGGUUGGUUGGACCAUCGGGAUGUCCUUCGGCACGUGAAGCUGCACCUCAAGAACAAGCACUGGAAGCGAUGGGCCGCGAUGAAGGACCAAGGGAAGGCUGCUCGCACCUUUGGUGGUGCUGGCAGCGCCUUCCUCUCGCGGCCCCGUGGUCUUUGGGAGAGCGACUACCGCUUUGCGGUGGGUGGUCGUCUCAACCAGCCGGAUACCCACAGUGUCUUGAAGCGCCGGCGUCUUCGGACGCACGACACGUGUCGAUUCCCUGGCUGCUCAAGGACCGAGACGCUGGCACGUGUGUUGAAUCACUGUGCCGGCACCAUGGAUGCAGUCCGCACCCGCCACGACGACGCUCUGACGAUCAUUGAACGGGCGAUAGCGUCGUCGGCGGGUGAUCGGAAGGAAAGGGUUGAUCUGAGGGUUAACCAAACCGUACCCUCGCUCCCCGGACCUGCUCUGCGGCCGGACUUGCAGGUCUACAACCACACCACACGUUCGGUGUCGGUUGUAGAUCUGGCUGUGGCCUUUGAAGACCAAGCUACAGACGACCCGAGGACGUCGUCGCUCGCGCGGAUUGCUGCGCUCAAGCGCGCCAAGUACGACUGCGUCAAGCGACACCUUGAGCGUCAAGGUUGGACGGUUCAACUUUCGUCGCUCGUCUACGGUUCGCUUGGUGCAGUCGCCGGUGGUAACCUUGCGGUUUACACCGAGCAACUUGGCGUGCUGAAGCGCGAUGCGAAGCGGCUGGACAGGCACCUUUCUGCUGAGUGCAUUAAGUCCAGCCGCCGCAUAUGGAAUCUACAUUGCAGCCAACACCGCGCGAGGCAGCAGGACCAAGGUGAAGUUCAAGGUUCAAGUCGAGACCUGUUCCAAGGACGAAGACAUGGACGCUCAAGACGAGAUGCAAGGGGCAGUCGGGUGACGGAGACCGGGGGGGGACUCCGUCCCAUCGAGGCCGCCGCUAGUCGGAACUCGGGCCCAUAG
Molecule: messenger RNA, 1914 nt
Organism: Peronospora matthiolae
Lineage: Eukaryota; Oomycota; Peronosporomycetes; Peronosporales; Peronosporaceae
Source: the annotation of a GenBank genome assembly